AUGGGCAUUCUAAACGGCAAUGUUCCUUUAAGCAACUUGCGUUUUAACGACGAUCAUUUACCUACAGAUACUUCUAUAGAUCAAAAACGAACAGAAGAAUCAGUCCUUGAAAAGUUUGUACCUUAUGCUCCGAACAAUGUUCGCAAACUCUCUUUAGAAAGUAUUGAGCUUAACCGAGAUAAACACGUUGCUUAUUUGAAAAAGGGUCUACAAGGACUUGGGCGUUGGGCAGCAGUACUUGAUGCAAGUAAACCAUGGCUAUUAUAUUGGAUAUUACAUGCUUUGGAUUUAUUAGAAUACACUUUUGAUGAUGCAAUGAAGCAAAGAUUGAUCGAUACAUGCAAACAAUGGCAAUUACCUUCAGGUGGUUUUGGAGGAGGAGGAGAUCAAUUAGCUCAUUUAGCAACCACUUAUGCAGCUGUGAAUGCCAUUGCUAUCAUAGGCAUAAAAGAAGCGUAUGAUCUAUUGGACAGAAAGGCUUUAUAUACAUUUCUGAUGCGCAUGAAACAACCUGAUGGAUCCUUUACGAUGCAUGAAGGAGGCGAAAUUGAUAUUCGUGGCUCUUAUUGUGCUCUUUCUACUGCUGCAUUAACCAAUUUGCUUACACCUGAAUUACAAGAGAACUGUAUUGAGUUUAUACAGAAAUCACAAACGUAUGAAGGUGGUAUCGGUCCUUAUCCUGGAAAAGAAGCUCAUAAUGGAUAUACUUUCUGUGGUUUAGCUGCUAUGAAAAUCUUGAAUGGGAUGGAUGCAUUGGAUAUGGACAAGUUAUUGGCAUGGUGUACUGGGCGUCAAAUGAGUCUUGAAGGUGGGUUUCAAGGCAGAACAAACAAGUUGGUGGAUGGUUGCUAUUCUUUCUGGGGUGCUGGCGAUUUCCCUAUUAUCAAUGCAGAACUUCAUAUGGAUGACUAUAUGUUUGAUAGAGAAGCAUUGCAAGAAUAUAUUUUAUUAUGCUGUCAAUCUAACUAUGGUGGUUUGAUAGAUAAGCCUGGUAAAGGAGCAGACUAUUACCAUACAUGCUAUUGUCUUUCAGGUCUAUCUGUAGCACAACAUUCCAUUCAGUAUGUUCCUGUAGAUCAAAUUCAACAAGGUGGCCUUUGCUCUCUUUUAUGGACAUGUAAAAAUGAAUACAUGAUUGUGGGUGAUGUAAACAAUACCUUGGCUGCUUCACACCCUAUUCACAACAUUACAAUGCGAGCAACAAGAAACAUGAUCCAUUACUUCUAUCAACAAGAACUCAAAGACAUUCAACAUUUGUUGCCCUUGGAUGAGGAAGCCUAUGAUGAAUAA
Molecule: messenger RNA, 1290 nt
Organism: Gilbertella persicaria
Lineage: Eukaryota; Fungi; Mucoromycota; Mucoromycetes; Mucorales; Choanephoraceae
Product: terpenoid cyclases/protein prenyltransferase alpha-alpha toroid
Exons: 7
Coding region: 1-1290 (429 amino acids)
Biological process (GO): protein farnesylation
Cellular component (GO): protein farnesyltransferase complex
Molecular function (GO): protein farnesyltransferase activity
Source: RefSeq, a predicted model, not a curated record